Molecule: messenger RNA, 889 nt
Organism: Mytilus trossulus (common blue mussel)
Lineage: Eukaryota; Metazoa; Mollusca; Bivalvia; Mytilida; Mytilidae
Exons: 2
Coding region: 48-773 (241 amino acids)
Source: RefSeq, a predicted model, not a curated record
UUGAGUACGGGUACCCGCAAAGCACUGGUGCAAUAACUGAAACUGGAAUGAUGCAAUCCACUAUCGGUGUUGACGACAAUUCAAAAAUAAGUAUAAAGGAUAUGACGACACAGGAAACCAGCUCAAAAGAAAUCAGCACGACACAAGAACUAAAUCCAGAAGAAGGAAUCACUACACAGGAACCUAAUGCAGAAGAAAUAACCAUGUCAAUGGAACCGAACUAUGAAGAAAACAUAACGACACAAGCACCAAACCCAGCUGAAUCAACCAUAACAGAAGAAAUGAACGUUGGAGAUGGAAGCACCACACUAGAUUACAACUCAGAAGAUGGUAUCACAUCAAAAGAACAGGCUUCUGAAAUUAGUAGCACGACCAAACGACGAACCUCAGAUGAAAUAAUCACAACACACACACCAGAAUCAGAAGAAAAACCAACGACACAAGAAAUAAAUUCAGAUGAAGGAACCACGACACAAGAACCUUCAGGCGAUGCGAGUGUGACCUCUGCACAUUGCCUUUGUUCUCAAGUGUGUACACCAAAAUCAACGACAAAGAAUACAACAAUUGAAAAUCUACAGAAAGAACUAAUAAUCGAUAAGAAAACAUUUUCAUCUUACAAACGAUCUUUAAUAUGUAUCAAAGAUUUUAGAUCAUCGUCAAACGCCAUCGGAGGAUUUGCCAUUGUGAUUUUGUCUGUCGUGUUUGGAAUAUUAGUCCUUUCUGAUAUACUUCUUCUCUUUAGACGCAAAGCCAAUCUCAAUCAUAUAAUCUAAAUCGGAACACAAUAUCUGAACUCUUAAAUAUAACAUGAGUGAUAUGUUCUUAUAAAGACUGAUACAACAUUAUGAAAAAAAAGACACAAUAAUUCAGCCGAAGGAAUUUAUUUUUU